AUGAAGCGCCUCAUCAUCCUCCUUACAUUCUUGAUGUUCAUCGCAUCAACAACAGCAGCCUCUCCGCCCUCUUUCUGCAAAUGCACCUGCUUCUCAAACAGCACCAUCAUCCCGCUCUCCUCCCACUCAACCACCCGCAGCACCUCUCCUGAUAAACCCCCUCGCGCGGCCUCCGUCGGCUGCGCAACCUGCAACAAAGCCUUCUGUCUCUCGCAGCGCCUCCCCAUCUGCAAAGAUGCCGAGGAGAAGGAUGUCCUGACCACCUGCUUCCAGCGGGACAGCAGGAAAGACCAGAUUGUGGUAUUGACGUUCAUCGCCGGGACGCUGGGCCUGCUGGUCUGGGCCGCCGUGAGGAAAAUUGCCGAGAGGGGCCAGGUGAUGCGUGAGGAAGCCAGUGGGGCGAGUUAUGUGCCGGUAGGCAGGUCGUGA
This is a messenger RNA of Drepanopeziza brunnea f. sp. 'multigermtubi' MB_m1, 429 nucleotides long. RefSeq lists its product as uncharacterized. NCBI's taxonomy places the organism in Eukaryota, Fungi, Ascomycota, Leotiomycetes, Helotiales, Drepanopezizaceae. The record is from RefSeq and is a predicted model, not a curated record.